UUUUGAGAUUUUUGAGAUUGAAACCAUGUGUGCCAAACUUCUCUGCUCAUGCCCCCUUUAAAAAUGUAAACUGAAUGACCCACUCCCACCAUCAGCUGUGAACCAAUGUGGCGAAAUUCCCACAAACUCAUAUUGCAAACAUCCUCUUGAAUCGUCCUGCCUCCAAGUUUCAUUGUCUUACUCAUUUCCUGCAGCCCAUUUCUGUCGUCCAUUGAAAGGAAAUCGCUGGGCCAUCCCCCCGGACGCGCGCGCCUGUGCUGUGGAGCUCCCCCUUGCUGCGUGCAUCGUGAUCGUGUGGAUGCAGAGUCUCGCGGAGAACGCAGGGUCACCUUCUGUCACUGCGAGAGGGGGAAAUACUGAAGAAUUUGCAGCACAGACUGUUGGGUAUUGGUGCACCUCAGCAGCAGCAGCAGCAACAUCCUCGGUAAGGCAUGAUGCGUAAAUGUGAGUGAGGGUGUAUGUAUGCGUGUGUGUGUGUGAUGAUGAAGCCACAUUGCUGCACUGAGAGGAGAAGCUGAGCAUCCUUUCAGCAAAGGGCGACGCGGGGAUAAAGGAAUCUCGCAUCAUUUCCAAGCGUCUGGAUUAUGUCCAAUCCCUUCUCCGCUGCCAGACUGACCAAGUACAACCUUUCUACCGCAAUACUCCAGAUAUUGCAGUUUUCAAUUAUGCAUGCGUCAUUUUAUACGCUGUCUCGCUGUUUGCAUUCACACCAAGGGUGAAUAUGACCAUCUUGCAUCAUAUUGGAUUACUAUGACAGGCUGGAGCUGUUUUAGACUGGAUCGGUUUGGUUUUGCACAGUCAACCUACUUCCUGUUGUAAUGACAGCAUGAUGCAGGGUGUUGUUUUUACUAUGCAGCUGUUUUGGAAGAUUUGACCUCAUUGUCCACUGUGUGUUUGCAUUAAAUGAGUAUAAGGUUGGAUUGGUUGCCAUGAUGUAACUGGAGAUGGUGGUCAAGAAGACAGGGAUAGUGUUGCCAUUUUAUGUCCUUUACCAUGCGCGUAAUGGGUAAACAAGAUGAGAAAUGUGGCAUACUUCGAUUGAAUAUGUUGUCAACAUCUCUGUUUGUUCUAUUUGUUGGGUAAAAGGACGCAGGUUUGGAUUUAGGGGUCUAUUUCUUUAGGAUUUCUCGGUGAAAUGGACGUGAAUGUUAAUGGGAGCUCUGACGUUAUGUAAUUGGUUGUCAGAGCGCAGCGAGGAGCCAUCUCUAGCGUCAUUGUUUUCCUCUCUGACAAACCACCAGCAGCAGCAGCACAGAGGAGGAGCAUCCUGGUUUCUACAUUGGAUUAUAGGUGCAUGUGCUCUUUUAAUCAUUCAUCAAAUCUACUCCAUGCUUUGAGCUGCAUUUUGCGCUUUUUUUCCCUCUCCAGAUGUGUGUUGUAUUAAAGGUGUGCUGUGCGCCUCUUUCGUCAAAACCCUGCAGCUUUUCUUCGCCGUCAUGACGUAGCGUUUGACGGACGGGGCCGCUCGUGCCCGCCUCAGCGUGUUGUGGAGCUGUCCGCGGUGCUGAACUGUUUGCCAGAGCGCCUGUCUGUCAGCAGUCAAGGUGCCCCCAAGAGAGCUGACACGAGGCUGCAGAGAGGAGAUGAUGAUACUGUGGGGGGGUAAUCCAAUUUUAGUGAGGAAGGGGGAGUUACAGAGAGCAGGCUGUUCAUCACCAGGAAAUCUAUCUAUCUAUCUAUCUAUCUAUCUAUCUAUCUAUCUAUCUAUCUAUCUAUCUAUCUAUCUAUCUAUCUACCUACCUACCUACCUACCUACCUAUCUAGUGUACCUACCUUCCUACCUACCUACCUACCUCAAAUAACCCCAAAAUUAACUGUCACCGUGUGCCAAAUUUAUUUAAUUUUCUAGCCCAACAAGAUAAAUCUUGAGUUGGCUUCUAUACAUUGGACCAUGAGGCCCAUCACAAUUUAUUUUUGCAUCACCAAUGUGUUAUUUUUUACUCAUAUCUUCAACCAAAUAUGUAUUUAAUCGAACAUUAUCUGCAAAAAUAAGCACAAAAAUAGUCUAUGUGACGUUAAAGAGUGUUGACAUGUUAGGUGUUCGAUAGGAGAACCAGACAGUGUACAAAAAAGAUUGCCUUCAUGUGUCUUAUCUUUUUUACGAUAAGGAUUUCAGUGGCUUUAUUGAAGUGAUUUUAUCAGUGGAUAGAACAGAAAGUGCCAUAUGUAUCCUCUAAUGCAUCCAAAAGUUGGAUUUAACCUUCUAAAGUUGCAACAUUUGGAGAUGGUUUCUGAAUUCAUAUUGUUUCAUCAUGACUUGCUCUGCAACCACAACUUUACAUGAGCUGUUGUGGUUGUUGCUGUUGUUUUACUUAAUGUUGCUGCUGUCCCCUGUCUCUCUCUCUCUCUCUCUCUCUCUCUCUCUCUCUCUCCCUCCCUCUCCCUAACUCAUUCUCUCUCUCCUUCCCUCUAUCUUGUUCUCUUUCUCUCCCCCUGCUCUCUCUCCCACUCCUCUCUCUCUCUCUCUCCCCCUAUCUCUCUGUAUUCCUCAGCGGCUUGGUAGCUGUCUGGCAUGAAUCUGGUCCUGCUCAAGGUUUCUGCCUGUUAAAAUGAAGUUUUUCUUUGCCACUGUUACUCAUGUUAGAUGAGAUGGGCCAAAUCCUAUCUUAGGUUGGGUCUUGAUAAUUCAUCAAACAAUGAGCGUGGUCUAGACCUGCUCUUUUUCUUUGGACAGCAUCUUGGGAUGACGACUGUUGUGAAUUGGCGCUAUAUAAAUAACAUUUGAUUUUUAUCUCAGUCCAAGUUUGACCGUUUUUUGAAUAACUGUAUUUGGGUAAAUGAGAUAUAGUUAGUUUUGUCAUAUGGAUGCAUUAAAAUGAUAAUGAUUGUAGAGUUUCCUUUUUCAUUUCUGGCGACACAGUAGAAAAAUAUGUUAGUAGUUCUCACAGUCGGCACUGAAGUCAGCUUGUUUGGUUCUUAACAGACACAUUUAGGUAAUUUCUCCUCUGCAUGCGUUGUUACUUCAGUUUGUGUACUGUCAGCUUAUGUGCGUCCUUGAGAGACAUCUAGCUAUUAAUUAAGUCACAAACUAGUCCUCGUCUCCAUUUAAAGGCUCUUUGAGUAUUUCCGAGCUCUCUCUGGCUUCCUGUAGUACUCACAGUGUGUCUGCGGUGUGUGUCCACGCUCGACUUGUUUUGUCUUUUGAUUACAAUGAGGCUGCAUCUCCCUGCUGAGGAAUUUAAUUUGCACUCAAGCAACCACUGGCUUGAUCUCUGGUUAUCUUCCACCACAAAUAGAAAACAAUAGCAGAGAGGUGAAUUGUAUUUACCGCAGGGGAAGGGGAUGUUUGACCCAGAGGUGAAAUAAGGAAGAGUUUCAGGCAGUAAGGAUAAAUGGUUUUAGGUUGUUUUUAAUCCUCUUCAAUUCUGGUUUCUUUUUUGGCCAUGUGAAUAUUUACUGACAAAGGAUUAAUCGGAGAGUGGGAUUUGUUGGAUGCGCUGCAGCGUGCAACCGUCAUUUUGUUGUUUCUUUCCUGCUUUUAAUGUAAGAUAUCUAAAAUAGGCGCUGUAGCCCGAUUCUGUCAAGUGUUGUAGUCACAUAAAAAGCCCAAUAAGGCUGUGAUUUGUGACAUGAAACAUGGAAAUCAGAUACCUUUGCAGAUCUUAUGGUUUAUUAUGAUGUGAUGAUUAAAAUUAAAGUCUGCAAAUCACUGCAAACAGCUGCAGACAAAUGAUUUCUGCAAAUUCAUCUUCUAGCUGCAAAAGUGCGCCCAGUCAAUCCAGCUAGAUCUGAUCUGUAUUCCCUUUCACAUGUAGCAACGCUGUGUUUACGGCUGACCUUUAUCUUUGUUGUGCUACAUUGUCAAUUUUUGGUGUUUGUCGAUGGCCCCGAGACGUCACGCGCGAAGAAGAGAGGACGGAUGUGUGAAACAGCGGGGUGUGUUUUUGGUCCCCUUUCUAAUGUGUUUGUUGAUGAAAGGGUUAAAGGCUGCUGCUCCCCUGGUUGAAGGGGGAGAUAGUGGUGUCUGACAAGGUGUGAAAAAGGAGGCUAUGUAAGAACAGAGAGUCUGAAGGGCAGUCGGAGUGUCUCAUUUCUCUGUGUGCAGAGGCGUACACACACUAACACACACUCACGUAGGGGAAGACUCAAUCUUUGGUGGAAGAUUUACGAUGUUCGAAAUGCUCCAAAACACCCAUGGUGUCUUUGACAGUGCAGAAAGUGUCUCAUUUUGUAUCUCAGGGUGAAUUUUGCCGUGUCUGUCAAAUAAAAACGUGAGUAGGACGCUGUUAAUAUUCAGAUUCGUGCAGCUGUUUUCACAGAAGCAGCAGAAGAUUGAUGAUGUUUCUCCAUUUUCAUCUCAAACAAGGCCGAUUCUCCCUCUCUGGUUGGUUUAAUUGAGGUCCAUGUUACCUUGUGCUUUUUAAAUGCAGAGUCAUCACAACAUGUCACUGUCAUGUCUGUAUCCUCACAUCCAUCUGAGGCCCAACACUGACCUCUUACAUCAUGUUGUAGAAACCAAACCAGAGUGUAAAUCAUCGAUAGAGGUGUAAACGGUUGAAUUUCAGCUCCAAAUGUGAUGUUUCACUUUGUUGAUGUUUGGAUGUUGAGUGUUGUGAGUGCAGCAGCUUGAGGUCAUCAUUGGUUUGAACACUAGAGGGUGUGUUCCUCCUGGGCAUGUUCAGACAUGAAGUGAUAGAGAGAGACAGUUAACGUAAUGUUGGCUUCUUGACUGGACAGCAGAAGAGUUCAUUGUGGCGGAGUGGAAAUCAACAGCUAAUCAACCCAUAGAUUUAUUUUGGUCCAUAAAGUCAAAGAAAAACACCAAAAAAGUCCAGUUGUAUCCCUCAAAUGUGUUGUCUUAUCUGCACUAUGAGGAUAACUUGCAAACCGAAAAUAUUUGCUCCUGAAAACGAACCGGUUAUUUAAGCUUAAUUUAAUUGAUAGGUUUCUGCAACAAGCUGUUAACAGGUUUAAAAGUGCAUGCUGGGAUUCCUACAUAACAUCUCUGUCGGUAGCUGCUUCCUCCAGAAUUAAAGAACCAGUCAGAUUAAAAGCACUGGCGGCAUAAUGUGACCAUGACUCAGCAUUUGCCCACGUCUCAGCUUCCUUCAUUUGAUAGGUGGGCUGAUUCGGCGCCGUUUAGGCCGAACAUUCAGUCAAUCCGCGUGUUAUCUGAGCUGCGUAUCUUGUUCAAUAAAGUGUAGGAGCACACACACUGAGAGGCUGGGUUCAGCCUGCACAUGCAGACAGAUUCAGUCACAUGACAUGUACAGUGUGACUCAAAACAGAGGCUGGUUGGGACAUGAGCGAAGAAAGGAAAUAACAGGCUGACAAAAUCGUGUCAGUCACAGCACACUGAGCUGAAUAAAGUCAUUAAAGGCUCAUUGACGUUCUCGUCUGGAUGUGUCGGUACUUUAGAGGAGACAAGAUGGCUGUAUGAUCAUAUGAGAAUGAUGUUUAGACUGACGCUGCGCCUGAUGUUUUGUUUUCAUUGCUGAUCUUUUUUACUAUUAUUGCUUACAGAGAAAAAAAAUGAGUUUGAAUUUUUUCAGCAUUUCAGAUAUCAGUAAAAAUCCAAUAUUCUGCAUCUUUAGCUAUGGAAGCAGCACAUUUAAAUACAGGUAAGCCGGCUUCACACUGAGGAUAAAAACAUGGAAAAUACAAUCUAUAAUCCGUACAUUCGAUAUGUACACCAAACAAACCACAUAGCAAUCAAACAGCUGAAAAUCAAAGGUUAGCAAGCAGCCAACCACACACGUAUUCAUAUGCUUUAAAAAUAUGAGAUUCUGGGUUUAGUUUGACAAGAAGAGACAUUCAUGAUGGACCUGAAUGCAGUUUGUUCCAGAGAGAAGGACCACAGCAACUAAAAACCCCUUUAACAGUCAGCAGACUCUCACCUGACGACCUGAGGGGUCAGAUCAGGUUGUGUUUUCUGUGAGCAAAUCAGAAAUAAACUGAGGAGCUGAAUCAUUGAGCGCUUUAUGGAUAGUAGAAAAUGGACAAUCAGGAGAAAAUUGAAAGUGAACAGGGAGCCGAUGAAGUGGUCUGAGAACCGGAGUGAUAUGUUCAAAUUAACUUAUGCGUGUCAGGACUCUUGCUGCUGCGUUCUGAAUUAACUGCAGCCGUCCUGCCGAGCGUUGGGGUCACCCUGCAUAGAGGGAAUCAUGGUAAUCAAGUCUGUUUGAAAUAAUGCACCGACAGUUCAGGGUAUGAACGGUCAUCUUUAACAAUCCCAAAAUGAUGUUUGUUGGAUUUGCAAGCUAGCUCUUUUAUGUUAUAUAUAAAAGUAAUGAAAGAGGUAUGAUUGGUUUGUCUAGCUGCUUAAGCAUGCACCCUGUUCUCAAUGCAGCAGGCAGUGGGUUGGACUCCCAGUUAGGCCUUCUUGUUGUGAGGUAAAUAAGCUACAAUACAUUCCCAUUUUUUUCUUCACCUGGCUGUAAACAUGUUAAUAUUGCAGUGAGAAUUAAGCAUGUUAACAUGUAUUAACGGUGUCUCCUGGACUUUGCAGCCAGCCUUGAGGAGCUGCAGAGUUUUGCAUCUUUUGUUGCUGAAGCAUCUGCUUGAUAAAGGAGAAUCUACAGGGAUAUAAAAGAGCUGAUUACCACUUAUUUAGGCUCCCCUGAUGUUUAAUAAAUUAGAUAAUCGCGUUGGUGGUUUAUUAUCUGAAUGUAAGGUGAAAAUUCAAUGCUUGUAAUGUUGUUCUAUUUCAGUUUAUUAAAUGAUCUACUCCCUUUCUACAGGCAAUAUCGCUGCUCAAGGUCUUGUAGUGUGGGUGAGCAUGUGUCUAAUUUAGUGCCGAGUGUAGGAUGCGUACUUGUGUUUUCUUUUAUAUGUUAUUGAAAGCAGAAAUGAUAGAAUAAUAAUCAUUCUUUUACUCCAUUUAGAGGUCAUGAAUCACAUAUAACAGCUGCUUGUUUAUUUACACACAGUUAUUAAUAUAAUUUUGGGUCAAAAUGUAAUUCGGGUAAUCUCUUAAUAUCUUCGCCUCUGUAAAAAUAAUUGUUGUUUUGACACAUUUUUAAAAAUGUAGGCCUAAUUUCCAUUUACGCUCCCAUUAGGCGCAAUUAAGCAGCACUUACUAUUUCUUUUUUAACUGACCCUAACAUGUCUUAUUCUCCUUUUCCCACAGGUGAUCUCCUGCAGGGGACCAACAGCUUCUCUCUAAGGUUUAUGGAAACCUGACCUCCCAUUGGUGGAGAAGGUGAGUCACACCUGUUCGCGCUAUCAUCUAAUCUGCAAAUCUGUUUGCAUGAUGCUGGUUUCACAGGUUUACCAAAAAGACCAUUACAGUCUUUUACGCUGACUCUUUUUAGGAACCUUUUGUAUAAUUUAUCAUGUUAAAUACACCACUUUUGGUAAUUAAUAGCUCUCUGUCAAUGCUGUAAAUAGUUCAUGAGGGUGUUCCGGCCCGCCAAUAAGCUAACCCGAGGACUGAGAGGGCGUUUUUGUCCCUCAUGUACGCUUUUAUAUUCAGAUUUUCUUUGUGUGCUCUACUCUGUGCAUGAUAAAUAUCGCAUGUAGGAUUUCAGGGCUAAUGUAGGGCUAUGUUACAGCACUCGAUAGGAAUAAUCUCUCACUUCUUGUCAUGCGAUUUCUGUUUUAAGAGUGGAUAUUUCCUUUACUGCCUGGCUGACUGAAGCUGUGUGUCACACCGGGGAGAAUGAUAACUCAGGAGUGGUUAUUGAUCUCCUCGUGUGAUCUCUUUGUCUUGUGUACAUUCUGAUAGAGGCGUGCUGCAGCGGGGAGGUAAGCAGCUGUUUGAUGAGCGCAGACUGGUGUUUGCACAUGCAGGAGGGCUCAUAAUCAGAACAUGAUAGCCCAGUUUAGAUGCAGGUUCUCCAGGGAGACUGCUUUGUUUAGGCUGAGCGAGAGCAGCGACAGAAGAAGACAGUGUGUUCAUACUGUAGCCAAACAAAAUAGGACCAAAUGUUAUCGCCAGCUUAUAGGAAAAGAUUGUUUUCUCAAAAGAGGGUUUGCAUGAAUUUACCUAUCAUUCUUAGUGUGAUAGUUACAAUGAAUGAUGGUCAGCAGGUUUAGGGAAACAGUAGAGUCCAGUCAUGUACCUCUGUGCAGGUUUGCAUUAAAACCAGUCUGAGUAAUGGUUUAUGUGGAUGUUUUAUUUUGCAUAAAUUCACCGCUUCAUCUUGGUGUCAAAAAAUAACUUCCUGUGGCACUUUUACAAUUCUACAAUGCUUAUAUUUCUCUGCAUGCAAGGCACUUAACAAAGGAAAUGCAGAAACAAUGUUGUCACCCUCACUUUCAGCUACAGUAUUAAGCUCUAGUGCUGCCACCACCAUUUGUCAGAGUUGUGUUCUGGUUAAUUUGACUUCCAUUACCAGCAUAGACAAGUGGAUAUUAUUCUGCAAGUUGGGCCAUAAGCUUUUGCUCAAGUAAAACUAAAAAGUACUUUAUUUGAGGUGUACUUCAGGUACUUAGUUUUAACUAUAUCAUAACAUGUCCCCCCUGAGACUUUGUAAAGGCACAUUUUCCCAAACUAAUUGUCGAAAUAUAACCAACAGCUUUCAUGCGUAAAAUGAUUUUUAAAUGCCAGGUAAAGGUUGAAGUUUUUGAAUAUUUUUGCAGCAUCUUCUGUCGGAAUUACUGACAGUUUCUGCACACUUUUAUCACGGAGAGGCUUUAUAUUACAAUCAAGCUAAACACGGACUUAAGCAGCAGCAGAAAUGUGAACAUUAACUUCUCUCAGGUCACCGUCAAUAUAGCACUUUAUUAAUGUUUACUGUUAAAUUUAACUUGUGUAAUUGUUUCACCUAAAUUUUGUUGCUGUAUUUAUUCAUUUAUGUCACCUGUAUUAUCCACUGUAAUGAAUUAUAGUAUUCAGUAUAUUUUAUCCUACACUAAAGCCUGACCAGGGACAAAGACUGCAAAUUAGGUGAAGCUAGACGUCUUGUAUGCAUCACAUUCUCCAUUUUUGCAGCAAUGUUGUAUGUAUUGUCCCUGUUAAAUAAAAUAAAACCACAGAAAAUCCAAAAGUAAAAACUUAAAUAAUUGUACUGAGUCUUCCAAUACAGCAAGUCAAUUUUUCAAGGAUUUUCUAUCAAGAUCAUAAUAAAUGUAAUGAGAUAAUUUGACCAGAAAUUUGCCAGAUUCACUCUGUCAGUUUUGAGUGUGUCAGCUGGCUGUCAGCAGUUGCUGGAAUUCUAGUAUGUUUUUCUCAGAUGCUGUGGAAAUGUAGCAGGAUACAAAGUUUUAACAAAAAAAAAAAAAAAAAAAAAAGAAUAAAAUUACAGGUUUAAAAAACUGAUUUAAAAAAAGUCCUAGCUCACAAAAAGCAGCUGAAUUACAGUCAUGUGAGGUGUUUUCACUCCUGGUACAGGACAAAAUCAGCAAAGAAACAUUGGGGUUAUCAAAACUAGCACAAAUAGACAUUUUCUGACUUUACCCUCGAAGAGCAAGUAGUCAAAUAAAAUGGAUCAUAUCUUAAACUGUGCUGCUGCUCUCAGUCAUUUUUUUUCUCUCCAUGGCCUAUAAAAUUCAGAAACAAGAGUGGUGAUGUUCUCAUUUCCUGAAGCCAGACUCAGAUUCUUCCCUGCGUCCUCCUUUUGCCAGAGAAGGAGGUUGCCCAGGCUGAGUGUUUACGCCUUCGGGUUGCUUCGCCAACUCUCACAUGGAAACAUUUACACCACACUUUAUUUAUUUUCCCUCUUUAUUUAACAACCACAGGCGCAGGAUUUGGUGGAUCCAUCCAUCCAUCCAUCCAUCACUGUCCGAGCCAAACUGGCUUCUGUCCUGAACACUCCUUUAAAUAGACACAACAUGUAAUGUAUGAGAAGUAUGGUUAGAAUAAAGAUAGCUGACAUUUUUGAUGCUGUCUUGUUCAUUAAAUGCUAAAAUCGGAUUAGAGUUUUGCUUUUAAGGCUCAGGUUGUGUCUUUAAACAGUCUAAUUGGUUGUCUCCUGUGAGCUGACUUUUACUGUUAAUAAGUCCGUGGUCCAGUUGCGAGUCCAUGUGUAAUCAGUCAGUUACUGGACCUAAAUGGCUUCUGGGUAUUAGAGGCGGGUAUAAAUAGGGAUGUAAGAUGAUUACAGUCUGGUCAUUUAGUUGACGUAUCUCUGGUCAAACUAUAGUUGUUGCUUGUAAUCUUCUUCUUGCAGUUUCAUGAAAUCAUUAUCAUAUUGAACAGACGUUAACUGCAUCCGCUCUUUCCAGAAGGACCUUUUUUUCCAUCUUAUACAUUAGCGUUUUGGCUGCGUCUUACAUGGAGAUAGCUUCUUCCUGUGGAGGUUGGCAGUAAUUAGGGAACAUGAGAUUUUACAUUCAUAGGCUUGUUGGCAUUCUGGCUCUAUGGAUGACAAUAUAAGUCAGCUGUUCAUUGGAUUUUGUACUUACAUUCCCGGUCCCAAGAGGAUUAACUAUUCUAGCUUUGGUGAUCCUCUGACUUUUCACAGAGCACAAAUAUGAGUUUGGUAUAUAAAUUAUAAAACAAAAAUGAUAUAGGAGUAUUAGAUGGGUGACCAAAUGGCACAAAGAUUCAUGUUCUCCUGAGGAUGAAUUGCAAGAACUUUUUAUAUUACAUCUGCCUUCUGCAAGUUAAUGUACAAAUUUAACCAGGAUGGAACAGCAUUUCCAUCCGUCUUAGCUGAAUUUGGGGUAUAGCGCCAAUUAGCAUGGAUAGCAUGCUAGUCAGGGGCAGGCCCAGGAGGCGAAUUUUUUUUUGUAGGAUUGUAGGGAAUGUCCCGUCCUCUUUCGCCUCUGAUUGGCUAGAAGUGCUGGGCUCCGAUUGGCUAUUCCUUAUGGCUGUGAAACGUCAUCGUCUAUCGGGUUAGGGUUAAGAUUAGGGGUAGGAGAUUCAGAAGUGCGAUAAUGUUCUGUAAUGUUCUGUUCAAUGUACAGAGCCGACAGCCCACGUUUGGCUUGAGCGUGUGAUGAUGUUUCCAGCCUUACUGGCCAAUCAGAGGCCAAUCAGAGGCGAACAUUAUCUCACCUCUGAAUCUCCUAACCCUAACCCUAACCUAACCAAACAGACUAUGACGUUUUACAGCCACAAGGAAUAACCAAUUGGAGCCCACCACUUCUAGCCAAUCAGAGGCCCCGGAGGUGAAAUUUUUUUUGUAAGAUGUUAGGGGAAGGUCCCGUCCUCUUUCGCCUCUGAUUGGCUGGAAGGGCUGGGUUCCGAUUGGCUAUUCCUUAUGGCUGUAAAACAUCGUUGUCUGUCGGGUUAGGGUUAGGCGAUAAUAUUCUGUAAUGUUCUGUUCGAUGUACAGAGCCGACAGCCCUCCUUUAGCUUGAGCAUGUGAUGAUGUUUCCAGCUUUUCUGGCCAAUCAGAGGCGAAGGAGGACCUUCCCACAAAAAAAAAAAAUCACGCCCCAGAGGUUGCAUAGGGUAACCACUAUCCCCUUAAACUGUGAUAGCCCCCCUCCUUUUGCCAACCCAAAAUGCUCAACUAUGAUUGGUUAAUUGCAUUGCUAGAGACUCUCUGUGUGUAUCUGUAUCUGAGGCAGAGGUUUGAAGCCCAUAGGUAGCAGUCACUGCAUCGACAAUGCCGACUCAGCCUCACUUUCAGCUGAUAGCUUCCUAACAGAAAAAGCUAUAGUGUGCCCGCCUGCCGGUUGAGUCAGCAAUGCAUCUGAUUUUUCCAAGUCAGCAACCUCAAUAUCCUUGAAAUGAAUGUCUUUGAGAAAAUCUACUACUUGCACAGUGUCAGUGUUUGCCAUUUUUUGGUUCUGGAAAGAGGCUUUAUUGAAUGAGUGUGUAUGUGGUUUUCAGGACCUCUGCUGUCAGCUCAAAGCAACCAAUUAUCAGCACGACCACAUCAGCUUCAUUUUUCAUGACCAAAAGAUGCCGCUUAGUUACAGGCAGCUAGAAAUAUUCAAUUUGACAUAUUUCCUUUUGUGAAUGCUUUUAACUGUGAUUUAAAUCAAAUAUUUUCUGUCCAGUUGUAAUUCAGCUAUCACUGGAUAACCUAGAAAAACAGUCCAUGAAGAGCAAAAGGGAAAAAAUGCAAUCCUGGAGGCCAUUUUUAAUUUGAUCUACACAAAGAGAAACAUGAACAAGUCCAGACGUUUUUCUUGUUUUAAUCAUUAUUUAGUGGUCUCUCCUUUUCAUUGAUUCCCCUUUCCUCACUUCAUCCUCAUAAUUUCAAACACACACACUGGCACACACACACACACAGGCGAUGUGUUUCAAGGCAGCCAAUCAGUAUUCAGCGCAGCAUCAGGCAGCUGAACGGGAAGAAGGCAAAGAGCCAGUGUGUUUGGAGAGCAGCAUUCCCAGAUUGACUGUUGCCUUGCUCAUUUUUCUCCCUCCUUCUCUCUCCCUCCUUUUUUUCCCACUGUCUGCAUGGACACAAGGAAAAACUGGAGUGGAACCAGAGCCCCCCUAUCCUCUCUUCUCCAUCGAACAGCCACUGCUGCAUGUCUGCAGUUCAUUUCUUCAUCAACAGCCAUCACAAUAUGUCUCCCUCCUCCCCCUCCUCCUCCUCUGCUCCUCUCUGCCCUCCCCUGGCUGAAUUUUUUUCCCCUGUCUUUUCUACACUGUCACCAGGAGGCUUGUGGCUAGAGCUGGGUAGUUACGUAACCACUGCAGCAGCGUGCAGGACGCUGUGUUAAAUCAGGACUGAGUCCCAAUGUGUGUGUUUGUGCUUAUAGGUGAUGUCUAUUGUUAAAUGUAUGUUUCUACUUAGCAGAAAAAAAUGGAGGAAGGAUCUUUCCUGAACAUUCAGAUGGUCUCUCUGUUUGUGUCCCUUUGUUUGUUUACAGCUGCUCAUGAUCUGUCUGUGUUUACCUGUUCUUCAAGAGGGACAUUUGGUCUGAAUCUACACAAAGUGUUCAGCAUGUUUGGUUCAGGAGAGCAGCUGUGAUGAUGACUGUGGAUGAAUCAGAAAGAUGUAAAGAGUCGGCCUUUAGCCAUGUUUGUGGAUCAUGCCUAAGCUAAAAUGCUGUUGUACUUUUGCAGGCUUAACGUUUACCAUCUCCUCCAUUGUGCAUUCAAACAUGAUUAGUUGUUAUAGAACAGCUGAGAGUGGUGGUACUGUAGUUGCUUUUGCUUUUUUGGGUAAUUUGACCUUUGAUUUGAUGAUGCAACUACGCUGAAUAUCAGAAAAACCUUAAAAGAGGGGCUGCAAACUCAAACAGGCUCAGGGCCACUGUUUGUAAUGUCACCACAAAAGAGAGGCCACUUCAGAUAUCAAGUACUACGAAAAAAGAGACAUAUUUCUGAAAAUAGAAUUAUAUAUAUCGUGGAUUAUUUUUUCACACUUAACGGAAAAAACUCCAAGGAUGAAUCUUCAGCGGUUAUAGUCCUUCAAAACAUGACUCUUUCCUUAUGCAGGCAGUGAUAUCACUCAACUCUGCUCUGACAAACUCCAAGAACCUGACCUUUAGCGCCUUAAGCUUUUGGCACGUAGAGGACAAAACAAGCGAAGACUGCUUUGUCCACAAGGGGGUGCCAAAACUGACACAAACUGAAGGUUUUUCCUUCCUUACAGGAGCUUUAAAUGAUGCUUCAUUGUGUUUUUAUUUUUUGAAAAUUAAUUCUGUAUGAAAGGAGCUUGAAAAAAAUAAAAAAAACAUAAAAAAUCAGCUAAACUAGACUCCUGCCUUAAAAGUAAGUAAAGUUCAUUUUUGGUCAUUUGUUUAAUUGUUGAGGAGAAAAAACACAGAGAAAAAAAAACAUAGAGAUCUAUCUCAUGAAGGUGUUAGAGGAAAAUCCAGUCUCUGAAUUGGGUCAGAAUUAUAUUCCUUAAACCAUGAUUGUCUCUUUCAGUACUAAAGAAAUAGACAUUCCCCCCAAGAGCCAUGCAAGUAACGAGGAACAAUAGGUUCAGUAUCAGCAUUAGAAAGACAGAUACCAGUCUGAGGUCAGAGACUGUUUUUUUUUCCCCAACUGCUUCUUAUAAUUUCACACAAAAUCGUCGACCUUUCAGGGACAGUUCAGUCAGAAAGAAGUCAGAGCUCUGUGGUUGCCUCAAAUGCUGCAUAUACGAUUCAUAACCCUCUUUGUCCUGUCCACACUGCAUAAACUCAAAUCUGAGCAGGCGUUUUUGUCUUAUUUCUUGUAAAAAAAUGUCAUCAAUUUCAGCCACUUUUAGCUGACAAGUCCAGAAAAAUAUCUAAUCUCAAGAUAUUAUACACCAAAAUAGGACCAGGGUUACAAAAACUGCAAAUGGGAUAAAAAAAAAAAUAAAAAAAAAAUAAAAAAACAAACUUGAAGUUCAUGAUCAUGUUCAAAUCCUGGCAGAUUUUUGUACUUAUUACAACUCAUUUUAAGCCUAAUUGGACUUUUUCAAAACUAAAAAGAAGACACAACCUCUUGUUUAGAUCUGAUUCUUUGCUGAGCACUAGAUUCACUGAGUGUUCUUGCUCAUAGUAGUAUUCUUUUAUUUAUUCGUGGUUCAACACACAGUUCCAUGGCCAUCCAAGAGUUGAAACUCCUCCAACAGUCGGUUACCUUAGUGAAAAGAUCCAAAUAAAAAAGACGGUGUACUAAUAGAGGGAUGCCUCUAUUCACGUCUGCACAGUGCUUUAAUUUGUAGUAAUAGUUGUAAACAAGGUUAGAGAGACAGUGAGUCAUGUCAUCAGGGCUGUGGCUCAUUGAUUGAUCUGCCUGAGCAGCUCAUUAGAUGAUGUUUUUCAGCCCCCUGUUGCUACUUAAAUCAAGAACAACUACUAUUAAAUUACCUACUGUCCUCUAUUGUGUUUCGGAGCUGUUGCAGCACUUCCACAGAGCAUUAAAACCAUCAGCCAAACACUUUCCUAGUGCAGGAAGACAUUCGAGGUCACGGAAAGGUAGAGAGGCAAAGUCAGAGCUUGUGUGCAGAGUAGUUGGAGAGAGGGGGAGUAGAGAAACAGAGGCUGCUUAAUGUGAAAUGCCAAGACCUGUCACUGUGUGUCUCAGGAGUUUUGUUGAGUUAAAAGGAAGGAGUUUAACUUUGGUAUUGUAGUUUCUAACUUUGAUAGACUCCGAGCAUGCUAAUGGAUUUUGACUUUUAUGUCAGUUUACCAAAGUGACGCUUGUGAAACUAAGAUAUCAGCAAUUUUACUCGACUUUUCAUAUUCAUUUGUGAGGGUAGAGAAGUUUCUGACCUCCUGAUUUUACCUUCAGCACCACAACAGCUUUUCAUGAAAUGUGAUACAGACAAUGAUACUUUCCUCAGGGACUAAAAGACACGUCUUUUCAUCGAGCACAGAGAUCCAGGUUUAGCUAUUUUCUUAUUUUCUGUCUGCUCAAUUUGCAAAUCUAGUGACAUUUUCAUCCACCUCUGAGGUAUUUGUGUCUCAUUAAGCAAAUGUCGACAGCUAGUCUCAAAAGGAAGAUAACAAUGAGUCAUUAAAAGGAGGCCACCAUGCUGGGGUUAGCUUUUAGCUUAAAUAACAGUUGCAUGUAAGUUUAGCCUCACAGAGCUGCAGGGAUUGGGUUCGACUAAAUCAUCCCUGAACUGACAUAUUACAUAUUCACAGUUUUAUUUUCUAUUGAUUAUAAUAAAUAUUGAAUAAGUAACAGUCAUGUUGCAGCUUUUUUUCUAUCUCUCAGUUUUAUUCUUUAAUCAAAGUUGAUUAUAUGACCCUCUAAGUCAGUGGUUCUCAGCUGGUCUCACUCUGGGACCCACAUUUUCCCAUGGUCCUUAAGUCGUGACCCACGACAAGACCUUUAAAGACUCUAAUCUUUAACAUAAAUCCACUUGUUUUAUUGAGUAAAGUGCAUUUCAGAGCACAUGAAGAAGACAACAUGAGGACGGCAACAUCAAAUAUUUGCUUUUUUGACCAGCUGUCCGUGACCCAUCCAGAACGUGUCUGCGACCCACUUUUGGAUCGGGACCCACCAGUUGAGAACCACUGCUCCAAUUGGCUUUACUAUUUUGUUAUCAGUUUCAUUCAUGCACUAUAACAGCCUGUAUAUGUCGAUUUUCUCCUGUCAAAUUAAGUUCUAAAUCAUUAUUUCACUUCUUCAUAAUGAUUUAUGAACCUUUGCAAAUGUAUGAAUGUUCUCUAUAAGAGCAUUUCAACCCUCUGGUAAUGCUGGACAGUCCUCAAAUCAAACAAAGAAUUGAAGAUUGCCCUGAAGUGCAAAUAUUUUAUGUGCUGUCAGGUGACGGGCGGCCUCGUGCUCCAUCACUUAACCUGCUCCACGUGACCUGUAGCUGACCAUGACCUCUCUAUUCCUCCAGAGAGGAGAACAUUUCACAUUUCACCAGCAGGACCUGAUAUAAAAUUAAUGCUUCCGUGGUCUUUUUUAUUAUUUACAUCCCAGCACUUAUCAAUUAUUGUGUGGUCUGUUGUUGCGGGAGCUGAGCGGCAGCACACCUUGCUGAAUCACACACAAAAAAAAGGUUUGGAUGUAAACAGGCUGCAGGAAAAGGAGGACCCCUCCACCCACCAUCCAAACACAGAACAAACAAUGAUGCAGAAACCUGACUCUCUUGCAGCAGAGAUAGUCAUGAUCAGAUGGCUGAGUCAUCCUGCACUUGUUUUCUUGAAAUCUUGACCCACACAUCCUGCACAGGCGAAGAGAGCUGUGGUCUCUGUGGACUUGGUUGCUAUGUUGCAAUAUCCGAUCGGCGUUAUACCGUAGAGUAACUGUAGAUCUGAAUGAGAUGAGUCUAUGAGGAGAUAAAGAGAUCUUAAUUAGCAGAAUAUAGGAUACAGUAUUUUCAAAGUUUCUACAGAUUACAAGAGACGUCUCUAAGGUCCCAGAAAAAGAGCAUGAAAUGAUGUGUUUUAAAUAGUUAUCCAUUUUAAUCUCUUUGUCUUUUAACCUUUUAUUACAGAGCAUUAGUUGUUGGAUCCUCUCAUUUGUUUACUGAGUUUUUUAAUCAUUUCCUCCGAACCUCCCACACCCUCUGAGGCCCACAAGUGUAAGACUCAAUAUAAAGGUCAGAACUUUGUUUUCUCUUAGUACCUGCUCCAUUAAUUAUCUCACUACCGCAUUAGUUUAUCAGAUGGCCCCUGCAUGCUCUUGUUACACCACACUUUGCUUUGUGAUACUGCUGCGCAUCAGUAUUAAUACUGAUUUUUAUAAUAUUUUAUCUGACGUAGAAGAAAAUAUUCUGCAUGCACUGUAUAAUUCUAAAACAAACUUGUAGUCUAUGUGAUGAUGAGAUCAGAUAAUCAGAAAUUCAUUCUCCCUGAAGACCAAAGUGAUCAGCAUCUUCUCAACAUUCAGUAUGCGUUAGGACUCGAGGACCUUCCUGGCUGUCAUGAUAUCAGAUAUCAUCUUAUAGUUACUGUUGUCAUAAAAUGUCAGAAUCAUAUUAUCCCAACAGUCAUGAAAAUAAAGUAACACAAUCAGUCAACCUUAGUGAAGGUAAGCCAAGGGAGGAGUUAUAAAUUACCUUAUAAACUUAACUAAAAACACGACCCCGUUACAUUUCAUCAUUCUUUCUAAUUUUAUUCAAAUUUAUGUUUCAUCCACAUCAUCACCAGUUCUGAGACCAAAACUUAUUUAGAGCAGACACUGACCUAAAAAAAGAGUUGCAUGCUUUUAUUUUGAUAUUUUUUCAAUCUGGUGUUAAGUUUGCUUUGUUUCCUGCAUGGUGAAACUAUGCUUUUAUUUUGAAGUUAACUACUUCUAGUCAAUCAGAACUGAAAGUAAAGUUACAUCAGCAGUUAGGGAGUACAAGUGUUGACUGAUUGUUUUUGGAAUCACAAUGAAUCUCGGAAAGUCCCUUUUUUUUAAGGUGCUUAAUCGUCUCUCAAAAGGUGCUGCAGGUAUCUUGCUAGCAAGCUUCUACUUCCUCGUCUGUGUUCCCUUGAUAGACAUCUGGCCCAGCAUAAAGAGUACUACUUUAAACCCACAGUGUUACCCUAUGAUUAUCUUCAGCCUGAUAUCAAUGAUUAGAUUUUUUUAAAGACUGUUCCAGUAAAUGCCGGUGUAUUGAGACAGCCUCACUCUGAGGGAUAACAUGACUCAAAUUGGAUAGCACAUGGUGACUGUUCAUUGGGGGUUCAGCGUCUCUGAGGUAGAGCUUUCCUCUGCAGGUUUUGCCUGAUCUAAUGCUGAAUGCCUCAUCAUCUGCAGGGAUUCAUUUUAGUAUAAAUAUUCGACCUCCCUAUGGAAACUUAUUUUAAACCUUUGUAGUUGCUAUCUUGAGUUGUCUGUAGGUAAUGACCAACAGUAGAAAUCAAGCCAUUAUUUAUACUUUUGUCCAUAUUCUUUCAAAACUCAGCAGUUUCAAAGUCCUUUCAUACACCGGUCUACAUUUAAAGCUGUUUUAGGUGCUCCCCUCUGUUUGGAGGGCUUAUUUUCAGCUAAUGUAGGGGAUAGGAGGAACAUUAGGUGCUUUUAUGCAGACUCUCUGUCUGGAUCAACAUGUCGGUUCAAAUCUGACUCUCUUUCUGUAUGCCCCAGUAAGCAGUAAAGAGGGCUCCCUGCACAACACGUCCAGCUGAUAAACACAAGAGCACCCUCACUCUUUUCCAUCACUGCUUCUCCUUCAACUCCCAUAUCUUUUAUUUACUGCUUUGCUUCCAGUUACUGGGCCUUCUCCUCUUCAUCACUCUCUCUUGUGGUUCAGUGUGCUCUCACACUUCACAAGUUCCUUUGUGUGUAUGUGUGUGUGUGCGUGUGUGUGUGUGCUGCAUCUUCCUCUUGUCCAGAGUCCAGAGUGUCGGUCACAUGUCCAGUUUAAUGACGGCCUCGGCUGUUACGAUGUGUGUGAAGUCUGCACAAGGCUGCUCUGUCUCCUGGCAACAUCCAACAGCCUGCACUGUGGGAUGAAUCACAUCUCUGUCCUGAUGUGUUCAGCUGCCGUUCUGCCCCUAUGGCUCUCCACAUACCACUCUGGAACAGUCUGGCUGUCUCACAUGCUACAUGUUACACCCUGACCCCACCGCAGACUCUCGCAGCCUUCGUCCUCUCUUCUCCUUUCCUGUCAUGACCCUCCCUGCCUCCAUCUCAAUCUCCAUCAUUGCAUCCACCCCUCUUUCCUUCGCCGUAGCUGUUUCCCCUCGCUCAUUUCUUAUGAAAAGACCUCCCUCUGCCUCUCCUUGUGUGUCCUUUUUCUCUGUCGGUACAAAAGGAAAGCAUGCUGUGCAUAUCAAAUAGAAUCCGCCAUUAUCAAAAUGCAUCAAACAGCAGCUACUGUAUAUGAAAAUAACAGCUGAGGGCUUGACAGGCCACUUUAAUGCUACCACGUAUGGUGUAAUAGAAGGACCUACAGAGAACAGAAGCCAGACUCUUAUAAAUAAUAAUCAUAUGAAAAGGAUUGUAGCAUUUAAAUGUAGAAGGAAAAAAAAAGCAUUGAAUAAAGUCUAGACGGCAGGCAGGGUCGAAACUUGUAAAACAUACUGUAAAAGCAGAAAGCCUUCAACAGCUAGAGCACAGUACAAAGAAAAACUGGCACAAAUACAGAGAGGGAGAAAAGUCUCCAUUCACAGAGAAAGUGAAGCUAAUUAGACACAGGUGUACCUAAUCAGGCAGAAGUAAAACUAAUCAAACACGUGAGAAGAACGGAGGUGGCGCACACAUCAAACAAAGAGGAAACACACAGCCAGGAAGGAAACUUAGUGCUUAUUCAUGGACUAAAAAACUAGCCAGAGUUGGAUUUAUAAUUAUUAAGUUUGAAAUGUUGACGAGCAACUUUUUAGUUUAAGUCUUUUGGGACUGUUAAAACAAGAAUCAAAACUGCAAUUUGCUGAAUUUCAGCAGUCAAAGCAACAGUCAGGAACUUGGUGGCUAGUGCUGUGGCUACGACCCUAUAUGUACUGUUGAUGAAGUUAGGUGCUGUUCUGAGUACUAUUUGUGGCUAUAGAGUGGCGUUUUGGUUGAGGUUUGUUUAUGGCUCCUCAGACCUCUAUGUAUUGCUAUCAUGCGGUAGUUACUCAAGUUGGUAUAAUUAAAGAAGCAAGCGGUCAGCAACAUUCAUCUCUGGAGGGGGUUUCUAACUCAGUGUUACGGUGUGUUUGACCCUAAAUUAAUUUUACACCCGAAUAUCCCUUUAAGUAGUGACCUUUGAUGAGAAGUAUUACUCUGCUGAAUUUAGACUGUUCAGUGAUUAAUUCAUUGUGAAUAGGAGGGAAACAACUCUCAAGUGUUUUGCCCAAAGGUCUGCUGGUUUCUGUGAUGGGGUUGCACCUGUAUGCUCAGCUAAGAGAUGGAAGAUGAUGCACAAAAUGGGGUGAAAAUGUAAUUUUGUGUAUUUUAUUACUUCUGACUUAUAUACUGAGCUUCUGACAGUUUUCGUUGAAAUGUGCCGUUCAAGAGCGCCAGGGUGUUAUUUUCCAUUAUAGACGCAGCUGCAGCUUGGCUAUGGUGUGCUGAAAAGGAGAAGGUAGCACAUGGUUAGAAACAAAUAAUGCAUUAAUAUUUAACAUCAAUCUCGGAAACAGUUUAAUAUUUUUUUCCUAUUUAUUUACCUUAGACUAGUCAGUGCCUUGAAAAAGUAUUCAUACCCCUUGAAUUUGUCACUCUACAACCACAAACUUAAAAGUAUUUUAUUUAGAUUUUUUUUCAUAGACCAACACAAAGUCGCACAUAUAUGCGAAAUGGAAUGAAAAUGAUACCUGGUUUUCAAAAAUGUAAACAAAUAAAAUUCUGAAAAGUUUGGUGUGCAUUUGUAUUUAGCAAAAUAAUAUGAUAAAAUGUGAAAAAGUUCAAGGGGCAUGAAUACUUUUCAGGGCACUGUAUACACAUGUGAGUACUUUAAAUUUAAAUAUAUGCCAGUAAACUAAAUUCCCUUUGUGAUCCUCGGUUUCAGAUCGGUGUUGUUAAUCAGCAUCUCCUAACAAACAUUACAGUGCUCUACAUUACAAAGUGCUCAUUCUUAAUUCUGUAAGGUAGGUUAUCUAAUCAGCCAGGACAAAAUGAGCUUGAUAGUGUGCAGGAGUAAAGUUAGUUCAUCUCUCUGAAAUCUCCUUACUGUAACAAGCUUACCUGUUAGUUGUGGUUCCCAUUCAAGGCUUUAAAUGUCUUGUCAACUUUGGACCCUCUGACUGUGUCAAGAACACUCGUCUCCUUUGAACCAGAGGUUUCUUUUAACCUCCUCAGCAGGUUUUAUGAAUAUCAGGCAUUAACAGCAUUUACGAUAUUGCUGCAGUCUCAGGAGGGGACUGCUGUGCGUGUGUGGAGUGAAGUUUUGAUAAAUAGAUAUCGGGAAACUCCUCACUUGUCAAAUUCACACAUAUACUAAUCCACAUGUCUCUGUGCAGAAGUGUUGAUCACAGCUGAAUAUCAAAGUUACACAUCAUUCUCUCUACUCUGUCUCAGUGUUUCAGUCAUCCUAUCCUCUUCUUUGCUCUUCUCCCAAGCUAGCACCCUCCCCCUCUAAAGCUAUUCAAGUGGCACACUGCAGGAUUAUCCCUCAGCCUCUGAGACACGCUGGUUCUGUCAGACUUAUCGUCUUCGCUGGGUUCACUCUUGCCACAGAGGUUAAGGCUGCAAAAACACUUUUUUUUUCAUGAAGUAACUCUAAAGGAAAUAAUCGGACUGCUAUUUGUGCAUCCACAGGGAGUUACCGAGGAGUUGUGUGUUUGGUUUUUAAAAUUGUGGGAUUGUUUUUUUUAAUUUUUCAAUUAUGGAGUCAACAAUGGUGAGUGAAUGUGCAGAGAAAUGUUACUAACUAAUGUGCAAAAGUUUUAAGUGUUUUGGUUUGUCAGUUUCAGACAGCAAUACCGCCUCUGUGAUCACAACAGACUCCCAAAAGACUGAAAAUUACAAAAGUAAUGGUUUUGACAGCUGCAAGUGCUUUGGCGAGUUGAGUGGGCUGUUAACAGUUUCAGACUGAAAGAUACGACCACGUAGACAAACGUGUUGUUCGCAGACCAAACAUUUCGUCUCACUCAGGCUGUAUGGACUGUCAUGGAUUCUUUUGAUGUGUUUGUUUUGUCUGUUUGUCAGACAUAACCUACUUUCCCCGUCCGUCAUUUUAUUAUACUAUUUGUUUUGCGAGAAACAUAAGAACCAGCGCUGUGACUUUCACAACAGUGAAUGGACCGGGGAAUAGGAGGUGUGUUCACAGCCAUUGAGGUGGAUUAACCUCAAUAGCUAUGGAAUAAGCCCUUCUCCACAAUGUUUACCACUCCCAAUUCCCCCCACCCUGUUCUACCCCAGGGGGCACAUGACAGUCACCCACAAUGGACCAAAAGUGAGAAUUCAUUGUGUUUUCUCUCUGACAGAGUAACGUGAGCCUGACUUCAAUGUUCACAUUGGCCCUGGAAAUGAUGAAGUGUGUCAGUUCUUUUGAAGCAAAUGAAUGUUUUCGAAGUUAAUUAUGUUUGCAAAUUUACGUAUAUCUAUCAAGGCGAUGUAGUUAUUGCACUGCAGUCUACUCCGAGAUUUAAUCAAAUGUCUGAUGUGCUAUCGAGGAAUAAUCAUGUUAAUCCAACUUCCUCCCAAACAUCAUCAAGUGUGAGUUGGUGUAUGUGUGUGAAUUAAGUUAAAUUUGUCUGCUGGAGUCUUGGGUUUUAUUAUGAGCUUUGACUCUGGCAUUGUGCCGAAGCUUAACCAGCUUUGAUGUGAAUAGGUGUUGUAGUCACGGAUGCAGACACUACAUGGAGGACUCUAAUGAUUGGCAGGUAGCUGGUCCACUGGUGUGGGUUUGUUGCUGGGAUUAAGGUCUGCUACUUUAGGGCUGCUUACCUGCGUGAGGCCUUCUUGUAUUAAAUCUGAGUUUUCUCUUCUAUGACUUUAAUUUUUUUUUUUUUUAGGGUUGUUGGAAUAAACCGCUCACUUUUUGUCUACAAAGUUUGAAUUUCAGACAAUUGGUGCCUUAAACUUUUGUAAUUUUUUUAAGAGCAUCAGUCCGUUUCUUAUCUUGCUGUGUUCCAUUGUAUUGUAUCGUACUGUAUGUAAUGGGUCUCAGCACCAAACGCACAUCAUCUUCAGAGGUAGCUUAAGUAGGAAAGGCUAAUUCCUGAUGGAAAAGUUCAAAAUUUUAGGAAACACAUAGAAGCUGACAAAUGAUUGUCUCACAGUAAACAUAGAGCAGCAGCCAGUGGCCAUUUAGCUUAGCUUAGCAUUGAAAACAAGAACGUUUUUUUGGCUCUUUAGAUAAAGCCACAAUUGCCUGCCUAGUCUAAGUUGCUAAACUGAGCAAGUGUUCACUAAAAUCAAAUCAUUUCUCUGUAGCUAUAACUUUUCAUUUACACUGGCUAAUUUAUGUCCUGCUUUGAGUGUUGUUGGGGUUGAGUCCAUUUCCUUAGAGGUCAGUGUGGUAUGACCUCUGUCAAUGCUAAUCUGUUCGGUAGGUUGUGUGGAAAGCUCAAGGAGUGAAAUGAAGCAUAAGCAUCAAUUUGACAUGGUAAACCGGGUAAAGCAAGAAGUUGAUUACUAAAAUUAGCUUUAAUUUGACUGAGGCUUGGAAAACUUGAAUAUCCUGAGUCCAUUUGCAGUAUAGCUCAGAAAAUACAAGCACUUCUAAACACAUCAAACAAGACGAAAAUCUGAAAUAAUUCACAGCGACUGUUAGUAGCCUAGUAUUGAAUUUUACCCACUGCAAACAAAACAGACCAAGAAGCCUGUCUAUUGCAGGUGUUGUUGAUGUUUGAUGCUAGCAAAGGGAUAUUAAAUAUGUUAUAUACUACUUUUGUGGCUAACGUUAGCAUACUUAGGUAGACUGAUAUUUGAGAUGGCUGAAUGCUGACACUGUCAUAACCGUGUGAUGGUAGCUUUGCAUUUACCAUGUGUUGGUAUUUAUUUAAAUUAUUGGUUUUGGCAGAUGUUCAAGUGGAUUUUCCCUGUCGGCUUCUUGUUGUUAGUGAAAUAGAGAAGUGUCUACAGCACACCAGUAAGGCUCCACUUUUAAAAGGCCCAACCUUGAAGCACAUUACUAGCUCAUAGCAGCUUGAUUUCACAGAAUAAUAAACCCAUUUUGGUCCAUUUUGCUAGUUUUUGUAUACUCCAUGUUUGUGAAUUUUCAUUGAACUCCCUCUCUGAAGUUUUCUUGUUGUGCAUAAGGAGGGGUGUGUUGGCUUUGAGUGACUGUUUGGUCCUGCUAGCUGUUUGCCAGGUAUCAACACAACCAGUCCAGUCACUGAACUUCACCUCGUAGCCAUAUUUGUGUUGUAAGAGCCUUUAGGGAUUUCUUUUCAUGCAAAUAUUGGACAUGUAAUGUGGCUUGCUGUGCGGGUUCAUUGUACAAACUAGAAGUUUAAGAAGUCUGCGCUCCAGCUUCCCGGUGAGUAAGAAUAAUCAUGCCAGUAAUACCUGACAGGUUUUGAUGCCUAUACUCAAUUAUGUGACUUGCAGGCUUGUGUAGUGGUUGUAUUACAUUAAUAUUUUUGUGAUGGAAAGUGCAUAUGACUCAAGAUUUGUGUGGAAUUUCUCAGUAGCGUUUAGCCGCUUUAAAAAGAACAUAAAUUGCUGUGGACCACUUUGCUGCUGAUCUCUUUGCAAAGGAGAGGCUCAAGGUGUCUCCGUAUCAGACUUUGAUGUUGAAUCUGCUAAAUCAUGAAGUACUACUUUAGCAUUUUCUCUUCUGUAAUCACUUCAAGAGCUUCGUCUGUUAAGAGCCCUGUAGACUGCAGGGAUGGCUGUAACCAAGGCCUUUGAUAACACAAAGCUUGGCUGAGAUAGUCGAUGUAGAAACACACUAACUGAGCUAGAAUAGACUGACUGUUCUUCAGCUGAGGCCAGAAAACAAUAAUUCUGGGUACUUUUGUUCCUCUGUUAACCUCAGAUGAGUUGACCCUCUGUGAAAAAAAAAAACAUUAUGUCUCGAAGGAGCUGCUUCUAAAAUGACUCUCCCUCUCCGACCUGACCUUUUACCUCCACUGCAUCUUAUUUUUUGGAGGACAUUUAUGUCGUCGAAUUGCAUCUUCGGAAAGUGAGGUCAGGCCUGCUGAAAUGAGCCUAACGCGGAAAGUCAUUUUUCAUGACUCAUUCCAGGGAUGAAGGCUAGUGCAGAAACGAAUUUGCUCUUGUGUGUGAGGGGAAGUGAAAGGGUGAAGCACAGCACAGAGGGUGCUGGAAAUGUUCGAACAAAACGCUCCUUGAUGCAUAAGACUGUAAAAUGCAGACUGAGCGUAUUAUCUGAAAUGACCACAAGUUAUCAUUCGGCAAGAACGCUUAAUUUGCUCUGUUCCUGAUAAGAACAAAUCACUACAUUGUGCUCUAAUGGGACAUUUUCUCAAACUCGUUUCAGUUAAAAUAAAGUUGGACUGUAUGCAGAGUUUGUUAGAAACCACAGUCGCAUACAUGCCAUUUUUAAGAUCAGGAAAGCACGUCUCGGCUCAGAUAUUAUUAACACAACCUUAUUAAUCAUGUCACAGACUCUAGUGCUCCACCAAGUUGGUUGUUGCAGGGCAAUAAAGACCUCUCCGUCAAGAGAAAGCUAUUAGUCAUGUGAGCAAAAUGGAUUAGGCUUCAAACAGAGGUCAAUACCAAUAUAGCAUCCUGCAGUCUCCUCUGCUUUAACCAGGGUGGUAGGAUAUCGACAAGAAGUCAAGUAGAUAAAUAUAAAUCACCUUAAACGCUGGAGGAAACCCAGCAACAACUGUGGUCAAUGGGGUUUACAAAGUAAAAGUAAUUAAAGCAUAUUAUUUAAGGACACUAUUAAGUUAAAAAUCAAUAUAUUGAUCUUUCUAUCCGUGCUUUUUCAGGAUUUUUGGGUUUGCAAUUACAAAAUCCCCUUUCCCCCCUUAAAUUGGAUGAGCAAAUCUAUCUAAAAGGCAUUUCUAUUUCCACAGCUAUGAUAAAAUAGACACUAAAUUGACGAGUAUGAAACAAUAAACACGCUCUGUACACUAAAAUAGCAAGAACAAACAUGACAGGCAAAAAACACACAGGCACAUAUUUAGUAAUGUUCACAAGGAGAUUAUACUACUGUGCACACAAGAUGCAAUAUGGACUUCUUGGUUGCACGGUUAAACAUGUGCUCUGUGUGUGUCUCUCAGAUGUAAUGUGUCAGAGGAGUGUGUGUCUGCCCCGUGGAUGGAUUCAGGGUCAGAGCUGUGUGAUGGUGGUGUGCUCCACUCUCUCUUGCUAUUUUUCUAGGACACACCACUAUAAGAAGCUCCUUCUUAUUCCUCAGGGCACAGCAGCACUGUAUGCAUUGAGAGGAGCAGACUAUUUUUAUCUCAUUAUUAUAAACGUCUCGAAUAGAAACCUCACACUGCACAGUUACCUCCUGUAUGCAUAGGAAAAUGGCUACAUUGCUUUCUCGUACAAUGUUUGGCAAUGUCUCCCACUGUGCUGCUUUGUCUGUGUGUUUGUGUAAAUAAUGGAAAGCUGUCUGACGUUGUCCUUCUUGUCUCUUUUCAGUGCAUGAGGAACCCAGCUCUGCUGCAGAGGACAGGUUUAGUCAUUAGAGUGCUUUGCCACAUCCAGGAAAAUGUCUGGCUCCUACGAUGAAUGUGUUGGUGCUGACGACACCAUGGACAGCUUCUGGGAGGUACGCACUCACCAAUCUGUCUCUUCUCUUGGCUUUUCAUAAAAAAGAUACUCCACCUGGUAAUUGUCAUGUAGUGAUAAGGCAUCUGGAACCCAAAGGAGUCGAAGCUGUCGCAUCUGGUUUCAAAGUUAUUGACAUUUAAACAUCAAAUAAAUCACAUAAUGCGGGGAUAAUCUGCUGGCUUUAGUUUCAUAUUUAACCGCAUAUAAAAGAAGUAUAUUUUCCUCCUUAAAAUGUCAAAACACUGCGAAAUAAAAAGCAUUUUAAUGAGGACCUGAUUUGUAAUUGCUUCAUUAUAAUUCAGCUAAAAAAUAUCUCUGUUGUUUGUAGUUUUGGUCACAUUAUUACGGUCAAAUCAAGCAGUGAUUAUUAGUCUUAUCAAGAGUGUAAAUUGUGCAUUUAUGAUACAUUGAAACAAGGGGGAAAAGGCUGAGCGUGUUAAAAAUAAGACUCUUGCCCUAGUGUCAUUUAUCCAGCUAACAUUUACUUCUAUAGCUCACUCAGUGUUAUACCCACUGAGCAAUAGUCGGCUAUUAGAUGUCUAUUUUUUUUUUUAAGACCUAAUUUCAGCCGUCUGCAUUCUGUCUAUUUUUAGAUGGGAUUUAGACGUUGCACUUUAACCCGUUAUUCAAUAACUAUUUAUUUUAAAAAAGCAACUGUGAGUUGUACAACUGAUCUCCAAGUACUUAACCAAAAUAAAUAUGAUAGCCGUUGAGCAAUAUACAGUGUAGUAUAGAUAUAGCCCCGAUUUGGAUUUAGUCUAAACUUGGUCUAAAUUUAGAUGUCUAAAAAAACGUUUAUUUUUAGACCUGUGUUAGCCUGAUUUUAGACCAGUCGUCUAGGCUACAUUUAGACGUCUAUUAGACCUCUUUUAGACCGAAGAAUGCUCAGUGGGUACUUUCUUGUAUUGAAAAAAGCACAAAAUAGAUUUGUUAUAACCUUUAUAAUCAUAUUACAUCAAAUAUAAGCUGCAAAGUCUUUUCCCAUUCAUAUCAGUUGCAAUUCUUUUGUAUAUCUUAAAAAAAAAAAAGUAUUUGGCGACUGUGAGAAAGUGCAGGAAGUGAGAAAAUGCCACAGUUGUUUUCUUUCUGCUAUCUAUUAUGGACUCACUGGAUGUAUGACAGGGAGCAUCAUAACAAGCACCAACAUCGUACAAGGUCAAUCCAUCUUCACUUGUGUUGAGAUAAAGUGUAUGUGUGUGUGUCUGUGUGUCCAACAAAUUAGUGUUAAUGAAUUCCCUCAGUACAGAGUCUUCUUUGUGUAAUGGCUCUUAGCCACAGAGACUCAGACAAAGAGCCUCAGUCAUCAGCGGCUCUGAGGAGGCCUUUCACCACAUGCACCUGCCUAUAGCAUCUCUAUAGUGGCUGCAUAGCUCUUCAUAGUUUGCAGAGUUUACCAUCAGAAACACUAAAAUAUAACCAACCGUGCUGAGAAAUAAAACCUAACUGUGUAAUGAUCCCCACAUAGUGCUCAGAUCUAAUGCAAAAACACAGGCUCAUGUGUGUUUUCAUGUGUGGAAUUGGUCCACCCGUGUGUUGUUGUUGGUAUGACUCUGCAGUCUGCCACACGGGCCAACACACAUACCGUCACACACCUGUACACCUGUCUCACUGCCCCCCCCCCAUGCAGAACCCUCAUCCCAAAUAGUAUACACACAUGCAUGUUCAUGUUUGGACCAAUCACAGCUCUGCGUUGGAGGUAUGUGUGUCUGUGUGUGUGUGUGUGUGUGUGUGUGUGUGUGUGUGUGUGUGUGUGUGAUGAUGGAUGUGGAUGUAUGCACAUGCAUCCCGUGGUUUCUGUGUAUUUCUGUCUCUACCUCGUCAUCCAUCCCCGAGAAUCUGUCUGCUUGCAUUACAACGCUCAAGAGGAUUAAAGCAGUCUCUCUCUCUCUCCCUCUCUCUCUCUCUGUCGCGCACACACAGACAUGAACACACACACAAACACAGGCCCAUGUCAUUGCAUAACUACACAUGCACAGGCACGAGUAAAUCCCCCCUCCCCCCUUACUACCCUCCCUUCAUCAUGCACCAUGAGCUCACGCCCCCUGCAGGCAGUAAAGAGGCGGAGCCACACAGCCUGGCACUGUUAUUUUUUUUAAGGAGGUCUUGUUUAAGGUGGCAAGAACAGGGAACUAUAGUGUUUAUGAGAUAGUGGAUAAUAAAAAUAUAAAGCUUUACUUUUAUGAUUGUUAUUGUACUCGGCGUAAAAAAUCUCUAAAUCCAGUUCUUGUGCUUUUUUUUUGAUACAGUUGAUUAAUACCUGAGAGGACAGGUUUGUUUUCUGUCAUUCAGCCUGUCUGUCCUUCUGUUGUCAGGUGGGGAAUUACAAACGUGCUGUCAAGAGAUUUGACGAUGGCCAUCGGCUCUGCAAUGACCUUAUGGGCUGCCUGCAGGAACGCGCUAAGAUAGAAAAAGCCUACGGUGAUCAGCUAACUGCCUGGUCCAAGAGGUGGAGGCAGCUCAUCGAGAAAGGUCAGCAUUCAGGGCCGGGUCAAUAAGAUAAAUACCACAACAAAUUGAUGAGCUGACCCUGUUGGUCUGAUAUUAACUAAUACACGGCUCUGUGUGUUGCUGGGGCUUCACAGGUCCACAGUAUGGCUCGGUGGAGAGAGCCUGGCUGGCUGUGAUGACCGAGGCGGAGAAAGUGAGCGAGCUUCACCAAGAUGUGAAGAACAACCUGAUGAACGAAGACGUAGAGAAAGUGAAGAACUGGCAGAAAGAGGCCUAUCACAAGCAAAUGAUCGGAGGCUUCAAAGAGGCCAAAGAGGCAGAGGAAGGAUUCAAGAAGGCUCAGAAACCGUGGGCCAAGAAGCUCAAAGAGGUGAGAGAGAAGGAGAGAAACCUGUCUGAGUCAUCAUGAAAUUAGAAAUCUGUUUUCUGGCUUUUUCAGAGUUUGUACUUCUGAUGAUAAUGUGUUGCUUUGUGCCCAGCUUUGCCACAUCAGCUCAUAGAUCCUCCCCAGAUUAAAGUAUUACACGUAUAGAUAUAUUUGACAUGUUAUUUUCAUUAUAUUUGAUGAUGAUUGUACCCCAAAGUUUUGGAUAAAACAAGUUUAUGAUAACACAGUGUGAAAACAUCUUAACAGUGUAGAAUUAUCACCCAAAUCCGCAGCCUACAGAGCAUUAGAUUGAGUUUAAGUGAUGUUUUUAUGUGCAAAAGCUCCAAGACAGACAUUUAGCAGCUGAAGAGACAGAAACCGAAAGCAGAGCUAAAAAAGAGUGAGUUUUGGUAUCUAACAAAACUUUAAUCACACUUUAAUGACCCAGUUGCUGCUGAGCGCGCUGCUAUUAAGUUAGUCGUGUCAAGUUUCAGGAUCUAAUUUUGGAAUAAUCAGCGCCCCUCUAUGACUCUGUCUUUGGCUGGCGGGUUUUACUGGAGCAUGCCCUCACUCACAGCUCUGAGACAGUUCAUUUGCAUGUGAUAUUUUUAACAAAAAACUCUUUGAGGCACCAGAAUCAGUCAUUAAUUGAUUGUCAGUACAGCAGAGACUUUUCUCCCUCUCUUCCUUUAAGACACAAACACACACAUGCGCCUUCUCCUGACAUUACAUAGCAAACAUAAAUGCAUCACCGGUGUAUUUAUGUUCUUUGUUUAUCCUCACUGUGGUGUUUUUAUCCUAAAUAACAAGACGGCUCAUUUACUGGACAUAAGCACAUAAUGCGGUUAAUGUCCUGAUACUGAUCACAUUAAAACAGAGUAGCCAGUCUGGACAAGGUCAGUCCUGUUUUGACUUGAGCAGAUGUGACUCCCUUGUCCUCCUUUGGUCAAAUCAGAUCAUGGUGUUUGGAUACUGACAAUGCCUGCGUUUGCACAUGCAGAUGGAGGCAGCUAAGAAAACAUACCACAUGGCCUGCAAGGAGGAGAAGCUGGCUGUUACCCGAGAGGCCAACGGCAAGACUGAGGCUUCUGUCACACCAGACCAGCAGAAGAAGCUCCACGAGAAGGUGGACAAAUGUAAACAGGACACGCAGAAGGUGAGGAAGAAGGCUGCGGGGAAAGUUCAGAUUCUUGUCAAUUCUUCUUCUCUGUGUUGUUGGAAGAUGGAUGAAAAAUAAACAUGGAAUUGAUCUUUUCUAGAUGAAAUGUAUGCACAACAACAUGUUUGGUAUAUUUAAAUCAUACACAUUUAUUCAAUCAUUUCCUCUUACCAUGCUGAUACAAGCUCUCCUGACACUGUAAUUCAAAUGAACGGUUUAAUAUUUAAUGUUGCGAAAUAUAUAUGCAGUGAAAAGGCAGGAGUAGAGUUUCCUAUUUUAAAUGCAAAACAUGAUUAUAGAAACUAAUAAUAAGCAGUACUAAAUUCCCACUGUGUCAAAUGGUGUUUUAAACCCUUUGAAAAUUAAUAUAUCUCAUAUUUUUUAUGCUAAAAACUGAUGGCGCACACUAAAGCCUUCACUGCUUAUCCUGAGGUCAUUCAUAAAGCCUGUUCCAAAGCAAGUACAAUUAAAGUUAAUUAACACUUAGAAAAAAAUGAACAUAUAGAUACAAAAAAAAACAGCUUGUAGUGACUAUGCUGACCUGAGUUUUAGUCACUGUCUGGGUGCGGGAGUGAGGUGUUUUUGACACGCUUCUAGUACGAUCCAGUGUCCAGUCCAAGGUUGUUGUUAAAUUAUAUUUUUGCCAUUUAUCGAUUAAAUGAAAAGAAAACAAAAAAAAAAGACUGAUAUGUCCAAAUUAUGACAGUGGUGAUGUACGUGAUGAGGGUGAGAGUGGUCCGUCUGCUCUUCCCGUUCCCCAGAUCACUGCUUCACCUGUAUCCCUUUUGUUUGCCCUUUUACCUGCCCAUUCACCUGAGGCACCCCCUGUGGUAAUUGUGCGAGCAACAAAACAAAACAAAACACAAAAAAUGAUACAGAUAAAAUGGCUCAUACACAGCUGUUAAAAUAAACUAAACCUGUCUGGAUCUUUGGAUAACAUGUUGUUGUUUUUCCGUCACAGGCUAAAGAGAAGUAUGAGAAGUCUCUGGAGGAGCUGAACAAGUGCACUCCAGCGUACAUGGAGAGCAUGGAGCAGGUGUUUGAUCAGUGCCAGCAGCAUGAAGUCAAGAGGCUGACCUUCCUCAAGGAGGCGCUGCUGGACAUCAAACGCCAUCUUAACCUCACUGAGAACCCAAGGUAAGCAUUGUUUAUGUUUCAAAGAGCUGCGUUUCCUCUGAUGAAUGAUUCAAAGAGGGGGGGGAAGAAAGACCCCAGAGACCCCCCUUUUAUUUCAUUCUCUUUUUUUUAACUGGAUUGUAAAGCAAACAUCUUUAUUCUGUACCACAUUUGAAUUAGAUGAGUUUGAUUUGCUGUGUCACAGUCGGUACAGUUCUCCUCAAACUGAUGGAUCUUAACACUCCUCUACAUCAGGCAAGCUUUUCUCAUUAGUGUUCAGACUCACAGCAUCAAUUAAAGGAUGAUUCAGUCAAUUACGUUUCUGCCAAACUAGAUUUUGUUCACAGUGAAUGCUUGUCAUACUCCCCACCUGUAAGUAAUAACAAAGCUGAACCCUUGAAAAGUAGUUUUAAAUUUCUUUUAAUGACUCUGCUGUGGAUGAUUACGUCUAAUACGAGACUAAACCAUGUUUUAAUCUUUUAAUUCUUGCAACUUUGCUUGUACAGUUGUAGAGUUAAUCAAGGCUUAGUCAUAGCUAGUAGUUUACAAGUGAGAAUUGAUUUUUUUAAGAAAAGGCGGCUUGUUCCCUAGACCUUCUCCUGGUUGACAUAUUGCAUUACAUACAGAAACAGUCAACAAACGAGCUCGGAGGAGGCUAACUUGUUGUAAGUUAAAUAAUGAAAACAUGGACAAAUUUAUAGCUCUGUCUGGUCUUUGUCUGGUCUACUUCCGUUAUUUUUCGUCUUCUGCAGAGGUUUUUGUUUGCUACUCAGCUUUCUUCUUCACAUUUAUACUGUUUUACUUCCAGGGCUAAGCCUGGUCUGGGAACUGUGGAGCAUGUGCACGAUUGAGGUGUAGACAUGCAAGAAAAACCGACCCUAAACUAGGGCUGGGCGAUAAAACAAUAAUGAUAUAUAUCAAAAAUUAAUUUACCCCGAUAUCGAUAUGAAACAUGGUCAAUGUGCUUUUCGAUAUCUGGCAUUCUGCCAUAUUUUGGUAGACUAUACGAAUAGCCAAUGAAAAGGGGAGUUGCUCUGGGUCCACGCCUCGCUGAACUGACCAUUCAACGCCUUACGACAAAAUUUCGAAGAGACACAAAGACCUCAUAGAUGCAUUUGCUUAUUGUAUUGCAAAAGAAUGUAUUUUAGACUCUGGCUUUUUGAUGUAUUUGUGAGGAAAGUUGUUGAGUUAGAUCAUUUUUACAUUUAUUUAUAUUCUAUAUAAAUAAGUCUGCCCAAACGGUAUUCACAGAUUAAGCAAGAAGUUUGAUCUACUUUUCACUAGAAAUAACUGUUAGCAUAGUUUGGGGCAAAUACUUUAGCUGCUGUGGGAUUCUGCUUGAGCAGAAAACAGAAGGAUUCACAUGAGUCUUGUCCUGACCCGUUGUCUGAUCUCUCUCAGUCCAGAAUUUGAACUACACUGUGUGUUCUGGUGCCAAAUUGGCAACAACCCCAGGUCUCUUCUGGCACCUCCAGUGUCACUAUUUGUUUCAUUUUCUCUCCACAGCUAUGCCACAAUAUACAGAGAGCUAGAGCGCACGAUCUUGGCUGCAAACACACAAGAGGACCUGAAGUGGUUCAGCAACAACCACGGCCCCGGGAUGCACAUGAACUGGCCUGCAUUUGAGGUUCAACCUUAAAUCUCCUCUCAUUAUUAAAGAAAUCACGUCUUUCUUAAGUGAAAUUAUUUGGUGUUCUGCCUUCAUGAGCUUUUCCUCUCAUCUCCAGGAAUACAACCCAGACCAGGCCAGUGCUCCUCCAAAGAAGAAGAAACCAGACGGGGCCCCACCCACUCCAAGCACCGACCAUGUGGCGCCACCUGGUGACCGCAGCAGGUAAGUUCAAGCAAUCAGUGUUAAACCACGACAUCAGUCACGGUAGAGCACUCUGUUUAAUCAGGACACUAUAUUUUCUAAAGACAGUCAUAAAAGAUUGACUGAAGACUGAAACACUGAAGUCUCAUCGACUUUCAUGCCUGAGCUUAUUGGUCAACACAGUACCUUUAAACUGGUCACAAGAUGGAUUUUAAUCUAAUUUCUUGUUUAUACAAUGUAUUUUUGAUAGAUUAAACUCUUUAAAUAAAAUAAACAAGUAAAAAAGAUUGGUGGUAUUUAAAGAAAUUCAGUUUCCCAGGUGUAAAUCCUUAUUUCUUCUAAAAGACCGAAUCUUCUCUUGACACGGAUGGGGACUUUAGUUUUGUCUUUUCUUUUUGAGAUCACCUAAAAAUGUCUGUUUUAACAUCAGUAAGAGGAGCAGGAUGGUGUAGUCAGGAUCUGUUCAUAACGCCACACAGUGUUCAUGUUCAUCAUUAUUAAUAAUUUGAUUCUCACGUUGUCCUGCGCUCCAAAACAAAGACCAGGGUUAGAGUUAAAAGAGUAAAAAUAAGAACUGGAACUGAGCUUGUGUGUUUGGUUUGAGGGGUGUUGGUGUACCUCACAUCUUACCCUGCGUUUUUUCUCUCCUCCAGUGUGAGCAGCUAUGAUAAAAACCAAGCUUACUCAACCGAGUGGUCUGAUGAUGAGCAGCCUGCCGCAUACUCCGGUAAUGAAAACGGAGGGAACGGGAAUUCAUUCGAGGAUGAUUCCAGCUCCGGCAAAGGGGUUCGUGUCCGUGCUCUGUAUGAUUAUGAAGGCCAGGAACAGGAUGAGCUUACCUUCAAAGCAGGUAGGUCACAGUGACCAGACCAGUGAUUGACUGUCCUGAUUUUAACUCUGAAGCUCCCUUCCCCUGCGGUCAAUAGCAGUAGACGGUCAAUAAUAGCCAUGUGGAAAACAAAUUACAGGUACUUGCCACCAAUCAACUGAAGCUCUUUGUGAAAUGGUGUGAAAAGGGGCUUUUGAGUUCGACACGAAUAAAUGACCAGCAGUGAAAAGACAAGCGGAAUAAUAACUGCUGCAGCAGCCACAGCUGUUUCCCUCUAUUCCUUAGCUGAAAAUCUCAACUCUAUUUUGAAAUGGUUUUCAAAUAUAGCAAAAAAAUAAGCAAAUACUCUGUUACUUGAAGCAAAGUUUUCUAAAUUUAGUGUUGAAUGGUGCUGCCUAUUUAUAGAGACUGUGAUUCAGUGCAUGUCCUCCCCACAUUUCUUAACCCUUGUCAUCAAAUAAAGGCAAAAAGCCAGACAAGAUAAUCUUACAAAAACUGUGUUACUCACCAUGUUGCAUGCAUGUGUCCUUGAGAGUUGUAAAACUGUCUGCAAACCUUUCACAGCUGACUUUAAAGAUAUCAUAAGACCAGUUAAUCUGCCGCCUUGCUCUUAUAUCUUUCCCUUGCGUCUUGUUGCGGCACUUUGUUGCUUCAAUCAGCACUUUACAAUCACCUCUAGCUCAGUGUCAACGUGCGUAACCAAUGGUAGGAUGUGAAACUCAUCACACGUGUGCUUACACUCGCUGCUUGGUGUGGUUGGAGGUGUAACAGAGCCGACUUAUGACUGCUCCCAGCAGCAUCAGAGGGUGGGAUCAGACGUAAAAUUAAUCUAGACCUUUAAGGGAAAGAAGACAGCAACUUAUCGCUCUACACUCUUAUACAGCUACCUUAGAAUUUGGCUCAUUUUAGCCAACAAUGACAGACAGAAAUCAGAAGAAUAGUUUAGCUGUGUUAUUUCUGUUCAAGCAGAGGUGAAAUUAUACGUAGGACAGCUUUUGAAGGCACAGCUCAUUACCCGUGCACCUGGAGGUUAUACUUUAUCACUGUCUUGCUGGGAAUUAGGUGAGAAGAUCUUGUGUCUUAUUAUGCAGCUGAACCCUUCACUUUGGCUCACUUAGUUCAGCAAAAAGACAAGAAACAAGUGGGGCACAGCUGGUCUGCUGAAAGGUGGCAAAAAUAUUAGACAGAAUACAGUAAGAAACAGAUGUUGGAGCAUUUAUUUCAGAGUAAUCUUCAUUCUAGGUUAAGACAUAUGGUUCAUUCACUGUUGAUUGAGCGGUGUUGUCUCCUUCACAGGUGACGAGCUGACCAAGACUGAGGAUGAAGAUGAGCAAGGCUGGUGUAGAGGUCGUUUGGACAACGGCCGAGAGGGACUGUACCCGGCCAAUUAUGUUGAGCCCAUCUAGUCACAUUACUGGACAAGGACAUGCCAUUGGAGGCAGCUUGAACUGUCCCGUCCAAUCGCACCGCACAUAGCCAGAGACUUAAGAGCAACACAUCCCUUGCCCAACAGAUGCGCCAAGCAGUCUUGCCUAAAUAAAAACUUAGUAACCUAAAAGACAAUAUAUCAGUAUAAUAUAUUUUAUCCAGCAUUUGGGGUGGGUGGACUUAACACAUUUAAAACAGGAGCAGCAGUUAUUCCAGUGUAUACACACUCAAGUAUAACAUCCAAACAGUGCAGGAACACAUUGCUUCUCAGUGUGGCUGUAUUUAAAUGUAUAAUGCAGCUUAUUUAAACUUGCAGUACACUGCAGUCUGUUCUCUUGUGAAAAUGGGAAGAUAAUAUAAUCAGUUGAACCCGUUCAACAACGAUGAGCUUCUUUAACCUGCAUUGUGUAUAUACGGUGUGAUGCCAUUUUUGUGUAGCAUUUUUAAAUGCUGUGUGUGGUCAGUUGUCAUUCUUACAUUGGGAAUGCUGUGUCGUGUUAAAGUACCACAGACAGUAUCCUCUAUUCUUUUUUGUUUGUUUUUUUGUUUUUCUUUGUGAUUUGGUCCAACCUCUUUUCCAGUGUGUGCAGUGCUAUGUGUUUUUAACUGUUUCUGAACUUGCAUAGCAGCAUGUGCUAUGCAACAACUCGCAUUCCCUGAAUCCUGCAGCCUUGAGCGGGCUACAACUUGAUGCAACACUUCAACUUCAAAUGCAGAGUUCACGUUAUCAGCAUCACGGGCUUCUGUUUCAUGAAAAGAAGCUUGUUCACUAAGUGAUUUUCUGUUUUGCUUUUACAUCUUUUUUUUUUUGUUUCGUUUUGUUUUUCUAGCAUCACAACUUCACACCUCUGACAAUAUCAUCUCCAUGAAACCUUUAGAAAGGAUGUAGAGUCUGUGCAGGAGGAUUUUAUUCUUGGUUCGGUUUUCAGCUCUCAUUUUUAUCAGCUACUGCUACGAGGAACACAAGUGAUACUUUCCCUCGGAGCGAAGUCAAAUCAAGUCUUCUUGAGUUUGUCACUAAAGUAUAAGAGGAGGGUUUUAAACAAUACCUGUGCCAGGCACUUUUCUUCCAGAGCGAGGGGCCAACUAGAGGCGGAUUAUUACUAAACUGUGCUACAGGCAUGAGUCUGAUGAUUGAAGCCUCUCAAACAGGACAUGAAUGUAUCGGUGUUUCAGCUUGAAAGAGGGCAUAUUGUCUAAACACGCAUCCUCGCCGUCAUUUAGAGCCCUGCCUGGUAUAAAGUACUGAAGAACUAGUUAUAUGGCCCGUUUCUCUGCUGAGCCAAAGAAUGACACAGUACCAUCAACUAUCUGUUUUCUCUCCAUGCAAUAACCUCACAUAUCACAUCUUCAACAGCUUCAGUGGAGAUCAACUUGUAGCUGCCUCCCAGUCCACCCAGACUUCAUUUGUCUGCAGACACUGCAUGAAGACACAGGGAAUACAUUUGUCACCAAGAGUGCGCUGCAUUUAAGGACACACACACAGUGCACUACAUGGUUAUUUUUAAAUCUUAAACUCACUCCUUGGGUACAAACGUAAAUCAGAAAAUAUCAGAUUAAUUAUCAGAUGUUUAAAAAAAAAAAGAGCUAUUUCGCCUAGAGUUGCGCCUAAAUCUCUGAUUAGAUUAGAUAGAUGCUUUUUAUAACUUAGUUGUCCUGGAGUUUUAACUUUCACUGGACCAACAGCAGUCAGAUGUGUUUAGCUCUGUGUCUGGAACAGGAUUUGACAGGUUUGGGUCUCACACAUGAGGAGAAACACAUCACCAGCUCACAAGUUGUGUCUUAGAGUAAAAGCUGUCCAGCAUAGCAAAAAGGACUCCUAUCAUCAGACUGUCCCACGUUAUCAAUGGGCGUAUGCACAUGCACCCACACACAUACUAACACACGCAUUAAACACACGAUAUACACAACACGCAAGCUCAAACACAUAAUUCACAUAACCAGGUUAAUAUUUUGGGGUAAACAUCUUCAUCAUCCAGUGUGUAUGAGUUGUGUAAAUGUAUCAGAAAAAACUGUAAAAAAAAAAUGCAAGUGAUUGACUAUUAAGACAAAAUGUAGUGUUAUACAUGUAAAUGUGUUUCAUUAAAAUAACAGCAAUGGAAAACAUAUUAAGUAAUAGGUACCAUAUCGUAUGAAUUUCAUUGCAAUGGAAUUGUCAGUGUAUCAUAAAAGCGUGACGUUAUCCCACGCUGUCAGAUUUGUAUAUGAUGAUGUAAUUUAAAGAUUAUAUUCUAUUGUAACUGUACAACUGUGUUGAGUUGAAAAUGAGACCUAACCAUGUUGAGACAGUAAAAAGGUGUACAUGUAAAUGCUUUUUUAUGUUGAAGAUCUCUUCCUUAUGCACACAGGGGACAGCGGCUCACGUUGCGGACUCCCCUAUAUUAGCGGUCUAGAAGAUGUAUGUUCAUAGUUAGUGAUGUACUUUUAUCUCCUAACUGGUGUAGUGCCUGUUCAUCUUGAUGUAACAAGAAGUUCAUUUAAAUAUGCAUAAAGAUGAUUAUGAUCACAGAUAAUAAUGACAAUAGUGAUGAAAAACCCGACUCAAAUUUGUUGUGAUGGUGUCAAUAUUGCGAUAUUGGUUUGAAAGGGAAACAAGUUUGUUGAAAAAAACAGAA
Messenger RNA from Xyrichtys novacula (pearly razorfish), 37999 nucleotides. Lineage: Eukaryota; Metazoa; Chordata; Actinopteri; Labriformes; Labridae. The record is from the annotation of a GenBank genome assembly.